This is a messenger RNA of Guyanagaster necrorhizus, 327 nucleotides long. RefSeq lists its product as uncharacterized. The transcript is spliced from 2 exons. The record is from RefSeq and is a predicted model, not a curated record. Bases 1 to 327 code for a protein of 108 amino acids. Lineage: Eukaryota; Fungi; Basidiomycota; Agaricomycetes; Agaricales; Physalacriaceae.
AUGUACACGGAAGCGUCUGUCAGGUAUCUUGCAAGUCUGGGAGUGACCAAACAAGCUGUUUUCGCAUUGGCGACGGAUGGCCUUGAAGGAGCUGUACUUAUGGCUUGGUGCUCGAGCGACUCCGAGACCGUCUACAUCGUUGAGCGCAACGUUCAAACGUUCAACAUUUCCUCGCCCAUCGAGAUCUACCAUUUUGUCACGGUCCUUCUGCGUCUGCGAGAAUAUGGGGACACAAAGCUGGAGGAUGCAGUCUUGAAGGUAUUAGAAGUGGAUGGAUUCCAACAAAAGAGCUGGAGUAAAACGGCACAGUUUAAUAAGGUGGAAUGA